Pollicipes pollicipes is the source of this 1294-nucleotide messenger RNA. RefSeq names its product protein FRA10AC1. The coding region runs from base 115 to 1026 and encodes 303 amino acids. Gene Ontology annotation, molecular function: phosphatase activity. Gene Ontology annotation, biological process: dephosphorylation. The record is from RefSeq and is a predicted model, not a curated record. The transcript has 2 exons. NCBI's taxonomy places the organism in Eukaryota, Metazoa, Arthropoda, Thecostraca, Pollicipedomorpha, Pollicipedidae.
GGGCGAUAUGAGGGGCAAUGUCGAGGAGCGCGAUCCUGUGGCAGCUUCUUCACGACUUUGUUUUCGUGUGGCGGUAGGCUGAUGUGAGCAUGAGCUGACAAUCAAACCACGAUUAUGUCCAACGAGUAUGAGUCAGCGUUCGAGGGGGACAGCGAGGUGGAGGAGCGGCGUCGGCGUCGCAACGACCUGCGCUACAAAUCGCGGCCGGCUCCUGAAAGCAAGGCUGACGCGGCGUUCUUCUCGUCCGAGCGGGCCCGGCAUGAGGGCCGCGUGCGCCGGCUGCACUACCUCGCGCUGAACGCCUACGACCGGCACAAGGAGCUCAUCAACAACUACCACCUGUACUACCCGGGCUCCACAGCGCUGCUGCAGCGCGACGCCAGCCGAGACCGCACCGACCACGACGUCAUCCGCGAGCACCACCGCUUCGUGUGGGAGCCCGACGACCCGACUGACUCCUGGGAGAGGAGGCUGGCCAAACGCUACCACGACAAGCUGUUCCGCGAGUACUGCAUCUGCGAUCUCACGUACUACAAGCUGAACAAGGUGGCCAUGCGCUGGCGCGUCGAGAAGGAGGUGGUGGCCGGGAAGGGCCAGUUUUCGUGCGGCAGCAAACACUGCGAUGCCAGGGAGGCGCUGCAGUCAUGGGAGGUGAAUUUCUCGUACGCCGAACACGGCGAGCAGAAAAACUGCUUGGUGAAGCUGCGUUUGUGCCCCGACUGCUCACGAAAGCUUAACUAUCACAAGCAAAAACGGAAAGCAAAGGCGCCGAAGACGAAGAAGCGGGCGAAAAAAUCUAGAAAGGACGACACGAAGGGUAAAAGCGUGCCUGAUAGUGCUGCUGUUGAGACCGUGAGUGGUGAUGGAGCCGCGGCCGCACCUUCGGCCAGUGUUCCCAGCGAUACAACUUCCAAGGGGUCCGCAGCAGUCAGUGCGGACGAUAUUUGGAAGCAACCUGCGGUGGUUGACGAGGAAAAGUCUAGAGAGGAAGAAUUCGAUGAAUUUCUCUCAGAGCUAUUCUUGUGACUCGACGGGAACUGGCAACUUUGAGAGGUGCGUUUUAGCACUUUGGUUGCUAUUUGGUUGCUAAACUGGCAUUGUUUUGUUGGAUACUGUUCCCUGGUGUAUCAAUGUUUCCAACAAUUAAGGUGCGCUGUGUUAUUGCGGCAUGCGUAACAAUUAUAUGGUACUGUUUUUUGUUGUUUUUUAUACAAAACUCGCGCUGUUUAGAGCGUUGUCUCUGACAACAGGUGACAGAAGUGUUACUAUAAUAACCCAGUGAUUCAUAAACUUC